Pygoscelis adeliae (Adelie penguin) is the source of this 2381-nucleotide messenger RNA. RefSeq names its product ADP-ribosylation factor-like 14 effector protein (gene ARL14EP). The coding region runs from base 288 to 1070 and encodes 260 amino acids. NCBI's taxonomy places the organism in Eukaryota, Metazoa, Chordata, Aves, Sphenisciformes, Spheniscidae. Gene Ontology annotation, cellular component: intracellular membrane-bounded organelle. The transcript has 4 exons. The record is from RefSeq and is a predicted model, not a curated record.
AUACAAGCCUUCAUUUACGUACUUGGUUUUUGAAGCUCUCUCCUGUUUCUACCAAAGAGAAAUCAAAGGCAAAAAGCUGUGUGCUCCUCCCAAGGGGAGGAGGGAAGAAAUGCCUCUGAAGCUUCUACCAAGAAUUCUUACAAACCAAGUGGAUGAGAUAUGUUACUUAUGUCACCAGCACACUAUCGUUUGAACAAACUGUGGGUGAUCUUCACAGAAACUACUAAAGACUUCAAAGAACUCAUUUUAGGCAAAGUAAGUGAAAUAAGUUGUUCUGAUAAAGUAAAAUGGAUCCUUGUUCAGUUGGAAUUCAGCUUCAAGCUACCAAUGAAUGCCAUAAGACCUAUUAUACCCGUCACACUGGCUUCAAGACUAAGCAAGAUGUAUCUUCAUCUGACCUACUGUUACUUCAGCUUCGGACUGGAAUAACCCUUUCAGAGAACAAUACAAUCUGCUUCCACCAUGCAAAAAUUUACAUUGAAAGAUUUGAAGACUUACAAAAAUCAUGUUGUGAUCCCUUUAAUAUACACAGAAAACUAUCAAAGAAAAACUUACGUGCAAUUGACUUAGAUGACGCAACUUUUCUAAGCGCCAAGUUUGGAAGACAGUUUGUACCUGGUUGGAAGCUUUGUCCCAAAUGUAUGCAGAUAAUAAAUGGAACCGUGGAUGUUGAAUCCGAAGAUCGCCAAAGAAGAAAACUUGAUUCGGACGGGCGUACAGCUAAGGCUUUAAAGUCUCUACAGUUUGCUAAUCCAGGACGACAGACUGAAUUCACUCCUGAGACCAGUAAAAGGGAAAAAAGGCGGCUGCAGGCAAAAAAUGCAUCAUUUAAUUCAGACAGGCAAGUUAUACCAGCCAAGAGUAAAGUCUACGAUAGCCAGGGACUACUACUUUACAGUGGGAUGGACCUCUGUGAUUGUCUUGAUGAAGAUUGCCUGGGAUGUUUCUACGCUUGCCCCAAGUGUGGCUCCAACAAGUGUGGAGCCGAAUGUCGCUGUGACCGCAAGUGGCUAUAUGAGCAAAUUGAGAUAGAAGGAGGAGAAAUAAUUAGAAAUAAGCAUGUUGGUUAGUGUAUAUGCACAUUGUUUAUCCUGAGUAUAUAUUCCAUGCUUUGAUUAAACACAGCACAUUAAUCAUUUAGUGGUUUAAUGAAAGCCGUUGGAAUUUAUCAUGAUCCACAUGAUUGAUGUUCUCACUUUCACAUUCAUUUUCAGUACGAUUAUGGAAAUAUUCUUAAUCAUACUACUGCCUUUUCACACUUCGUUCUACCUUGCACUCAGUCUUGUUAGUCAUCCAAGUAAGUUCUCAUUGAACAGUCUUUCACUGUAUUUAAGUACAAGAUCCUAAAUUUUCACGUGACAUAUCCUGAGCCACUCACCAUCGUUUCAUAUACUGCUUUGUAGAGUGUACAAUCUCCAGGUGUCCCUCAUUUUGCCUUCUCUAGUUCAGGAUCUCAUGGUUUUGAAGCUGGUUUAUGUGCAACACUCUAAAAGUUCUCAGUGAAUUUACAUGCAGAAUUAAUAAAGCCCUCUCCAGUAUUAAUAGCGAAUGCUAUAUCUUCUAUAGAUUAUCCCAGCUACAUCUGAUAAAUUGAAUCCUGUUCACUUAAAUGGAUUCAAAGGCAUUUAGGAUUUCAGAUCCCAUCCCAGUUACUGGGAUUUGAGGUCAAGUUAUCCUUUUGAAUUCAAGCCUCACUGUUAAAGUGUUAUUAAACUGUCAUGGCAUUGGAAAAUAUGUUAAAGUAUUUAAUUGUGGUACUGUUUUCCUGGUUGCUGUAUAACACAAUUGAAAUAAUUUUGCUGUGUUUGUUAUCAGCCUGGACCAGUACUUCAGCAGCCCUCUCCCCUUUUUUUAUUGUUGUUUGUUUUUAAGGUAAAUGUUUACAUGUAGCUGAAAUGAAUUUGAGUGUCUGUUCCCAAACUAAGAAUAGCCAGACUGCUACAAAAAACUAAACAGUUGAAUUGAAAUUAUGUUUGGUUGAUGCAAUAUCUAUCCUCAGAACAUUAAAAUAUACAAUAUAACAGGAUUUAUGGAAAAGAAAUGUUUAUAAUUGAAAUCUUAGUAACAUUUAAAGUGUUAUUCCUUGGUAUUUUUGUUGUGUUUUGGAUAAAUUUCCUACUUUUGUGAUAGACUUGGAAGAUCUGCAUGUUUAUUGGGUCACAUUUAUUCAAGAAUACUCUUAACUAUUGAUUUCUGAAGACUUAGUUGAUAAAGUUGUAUGAUCUUGCUAUUUGUUUAGAGUAUUUUCUGGUAAGUGUCAUGACAGUUACAAUGCUAAAAGCCAAAGUUACACUUUGAGUUGUACUGACCUCUGCUGGUCCUAGUGAAGUAUACUUGUACUACAUUUUUAUUAAAUCUGCUACAAAAUUAAACGGACUUUC